Messenger RNA from Haliotis rubra (blacklip abalone), 1778 nucleotides. Its product is annotated as putative aminopeptidase W07G4.4. NCBI's taxonomy places the organism in Eukaryota, Metazoa, Mollusca, Gastropoda, Lepetellida, Haliotidae. Gene Ontology annotation, biological process: proteolysis. Gene Ontology annotation, cellular component: cytoplasm. The record is from RefSeq and is a predicted model, not a curated record. Gene Ontology annotation, molecular function: manganese ion binding; metalloaminopeptidase activity.
GGCACUCCACAUAUUACAACCUUUGACCCCAGCGACCGUCGGUACUUCAGCCAAUGAAUGCUUCGCCCUCAAGGUCGAGGGUCAAAUUUACACUUGUCCAACAUGGCAGAUGCGAGGCUUCCAACACUUGUCCCCUGCCUGAAUGUCAAGGACCCCCACUUUGAUGGGGUUGUCGUGGUAACAGAUUCCAUCUCCAAACUGACAGGUGACUUGGAGUGUCUGAAAGCUCCUUUGGAGAACUAUGGAAGGGUGGACAGUGCGUUGGAGAAGGACGUGGUACUGGUGCAGACAGAUGAGACAGUUGUGCCGUCCCGGAGACUGAUCUUCUCCCCCACUGGCCCUCUGAACCGUGACCAGGACGAUGUGAGGAGCUUCGCUGAUGCAGGACUCAAGGGCAUCAAAAGAGCACUACAAGCAGGUUGCAAGGCUCCCCUCUUUGUCAGACCCAUUGACGACAGCUUCCCCAGUGCAGGCCUUGUUGCAACACUGGGGGCCCUACAGGCUCUGUAUGUGCCUCUAGAGGUUCGGGAGGCGGUGCCAGCUAAAGCCAUCAAGGCGGAGAAGCUUGGGAUAUGGUGUAAUGACGAAGCUCGUGUUAAAAAGGGGAUCAUCAUCAACAAUGCCCUGGAGUAUGGGAGACUGGUGACACGUGACAUUGGAGGAUCCGACCCAGAGAGAAUGGCGGCUCCUCGAGUGCUGGAAUAUGUCCAGGAAGCUUUCAAAGACACCUGUAUCAAGGUGUCUGUGGUAUCGGACAGGUCUGUCAUUGAGAAGGAAUACCCACUGAUGGCUGCAGUCAACCGAUCAGCCAGCUUUGUGGAGCGGCACCAGGCUCGACUCAUCUACCUGGACUAUGAUGGGGAGGGUGAUACAGACGAGACCAUCUUCCUUGUUGGCAAGGGCAUCACUUACGACACUGGCGGCGCUGACAUCAAGGCUGGGGGUGUCAUGGCCGGAAUGCACCGAGACAAGUGUGGGGCCGCAGCAGUUGGGGGAUUCUUCAAGAUUCUGUCUGCCCUGAAGCCAAAGGGUCUGAAAGCUCGUGGCGCCAUGGUGAUGGUCAGGAACAGUGUGGGAUCUGAGUGCUAUGUGUCUGACGAGAUCAUCACUUCCCGAGCUGGGGUGAGGGUGAGAGUUGGCAACACAGACGCUGAGGGCAGAAUGGUCAUGGCCGACGUCCUGUGUAAAUUCAAGGAAGAUGCUGUAAAAGCAGUAAAGCCGCAAAUCUUCACCAUCGCUACAUUGACUGGUCACGCUAUCAGGGCCAUGGGACCAGAAUAUUCUAUAAUCUUGGACAAUGGCCCGGCCAAACAGCUGGGGACUGCUCAGAAGAUUCAGAAGGGAGAGGAGUAUGGUGACCCCUUUGAGAUCUCCACCAUUCGUAGGGAGGACUAUGUGUUUGUCUCGGGAAAGUCGGAGUAUGAGGACGUCCUCCAAGCAAACAACCUCCCAUCCAGCGCCACAGCCAGAGGACAUCAGUCCCCUGCAGCCUUCAUGAUCAUGGCGGCCGGCGUUAAUAAGCAUGGCAAGGACUCGGACAAGCCCAUCCCCUACUCCCAUAUCGACAUCGCCGGCUCCAGUGGACCCUUCCCCGGAGUCCCAACAGGGGCCCCGAUUGUAGCCCUCGCUGCAACCUUCGUCCUGCCGAGAUGCUAGAGCCAGAACCAAAUAUUCAAAUUUCCUGACAAACAAAUAUCCGAUCAAACCUUAAUGUAGACUAUAGUCAGUAUGGGAAGCCGGACUUUACUUAUGUCUUGAUCAACAGGGUUGGGCCAAAA